Molecule: messenger RNA, 774 nt
Organism: Salvelinus namaycush (lake trout)
Lineage: Eukaryota; Metazoa; Chordata; Actinopteri; Salmoniformes; Salmonidae
Product: complement C1q-like protein 2
Exons: 2
Coding region: 4-774 (256 amino acids)
Molecular function (GO): protein binding
Source: RefSeq, a predicted model, not a curated record
GUCAUGGUGUUGGCCCUUAUCAUAGCAAUACCGCUGCUUGUGCAAAGUACCAAGACUUCGGCUCACUAUGAGAUGAUGGGCACCUGUCGAAUGAUCUGUGAUCCAUACAGUUCGAAACCCGCCAGCGCCACGGCAAUGGAGCUCAUGCAGGACAUGAAUGCUAUCCCGCCGCCGCCAAUGGCGCAAGGCUCCAAAGGUGAAUUAGGGCGACCUGGGAAACCGGGACCAAGAGGUCCACCGGGAGAACCAGGACCUCCCGGCCCAAGAGGACCACCCGGAGACAGGGGUGAUUCCGGGAAAGAUGUUUACCCCGCGGUAACGUCAGGGACUGCAAAGACCGAAACGGACACGGACGAGGUUAACACUGCACUCAGUGAAACAAAGGUUGCGUUCUAUGUCGGUUUGAAGAACCCACACGAAGGAUAUGAGGUGCUUAAAUUCGACGAUGUUGUCACAAACUUGGGAAAUCAAUACGACCCAACCAAUGGCAAGUUCACUUGCCAAGUGUCCGGAAUUUAUUUUUUCACAUACCACGUGUUAAUGCGAGGAGGCGACGGGACAAGCAUGUGGGCAGACUUGUGCAAAAACGGACAGGUUCGGGCAAGUGCUAUUGCACAGGACGCAGACCAGAACUACGAUUACGCAGGUAACAGCGUGGUUCUACACCUGGACUCCGGAGAUGAGAUUUAUGUCAAACUGGACGGUGGCAAAGCACACGGAGGCAACAACAACAAGUACAGCACCUUCUCUGGAUUCAUUUUGUAUCCAGAUUAA